Molecule: messenger RNA, 570 nt
Organism: Xylaria bambusicola
Lineage: Eukaryota; Fungi; Ascomycota; Sordariomycetes; Xylariales; Xylariaceae
Exons: 2
Coding region: 1-570 (189 amino acids)
Source: RefSeq, a predicted model, not a curated record
AUGACGAUCGACGUAGACUCUAGAUGGGUCAUCAACGCUCUACAAGACGUUCUCCCCGAGCAAACCCUCCAACUACUGCAAGACCACGUCCUACACCUUUCGAGCACCCUCCGCACCCUCUACUCCUACACGCUCCUGGUGCUCCAACGCGCAGCCUACGUUCUCCAGCCCGUCCUCGUGCCCCUCGGCGAGCGCGCGAUGCGCGUAUUACACGACUCUCCGGACAUCGUAUUCCUCGGCUUCAUCCUCACACUACUCUUCAUCGCCUUCCAAGUGCUCCUCUGGGUCCAGCGUACAAUAUCCUUCUUCACGCGCUUGGCAUUCAAAGCCGUGCUCUGGAUGUUAUUAGGCCUAGCGCUGAUGACGAUAUGGAACCGUGGUCCCGAGGCCGUGAUCGGGGAUCUCGUGAUGAUUUCCCAGCGGGCGGUGGUAUAUGCUGGCAUGGUGAAGGAUAUCUGGGUUAGCGAAUACCAGAAGUAUGAUGCGCAGGGACGUGGUAAUGGAGGGAGUUCUUUUGGGGCGGGUGGGAGUGGGAUGAGAAGUGCUGGGUUUAGUGGGAGGGGGAGAUGA